This is a messenger RNA of Brenthis ino (lesser marbled fritillary), 1242 nucleotides long. The record is from the annotation of a GenBank genome assembly. NCBI's taxonomy places the organism in Eukaryota, Metazoa, Arthropoda, Insecta, Lepidoptera, Nymphalidae.
AUGUCGUUUAAAGUGGCUAUAAGAAGUUUUAGAACCUUAACCUACGUUGGAAGCUAUAAGAAAAUAAGAGAUCGGCCACUAAAAUUCUACUGUGCAGCAAUAUUGGGUGCCGGAUAUGUAACAUACAGACAGUAUUUGAGUAGUAAAGCAGAAAUGAAAGAAAUAAUACAAAUCAAGAACUACAUGGCCGAACCUGUAACUCCCUUAGAACAGUUACAAAAUAACCAAGAUGAUAUGAAAACACAAAUGGAACUUCUUAUCAUGAGAAUUCAAGCGGAGUUCUGUAGGGCCUUGGAGAAAGAGGAAGACAAGGCGUGGGAAGAUGAAAAAACAGCAGAUGAAUAUGAUUUUGACAACGACAUAUUCUUGCCAUCGCCGGAAGCAAAAUUCAAAGUGGACAGAUGGACUCGCGAGGAAGGCGGCGGUGGUAUCACUUGCGUGUUGCAAGAUGGCAGAGUGUUUGAGAAGGCUGGUGUUAAUAUUUCUGUCGUUUCUGGAAAACUGCCACCUCAAGCUGUUCAGCAGAUGAAGAGCAGAGGUAAAAACUUCGAAAAUAAAGAGUUGCCAUUCUUCGCGGCAGGCGUCAGUGCCGUCAUCCACCCGCGCAACCCCAUGGUGCCCACCAUCCACUUUAACUAUAGAUAUUUUGAAGUUAAGGAUAAAAAUGAGGUGCACUGGUGGUUUGGAGGCGGAACUGAUUUGACUCCAUAUUACUUGAAUGAAGAAGACGCGGUGCAUUUCCACCUCACCCUCAAACACGCGUGCGAUUCCCACGAUCCGACUUAUUAUGAGAAAUUCAAGAAAUGGUGUGACGAGUACUUCACGAUCUCGCACCGCGCGGAGCGGCGCGGCGUGGGCGGGAUCUUCUUCGACGACGUGGACUACCCCGACCAGGCCGGCGCCUUCCGCUUCGUCACAUCCUGCGCUGAGGCCGUCGUGCCCAGCUACAUGCCCAUUGUCCGCAAGCGCAAGGACGCCGCGUACGGCUACCGCGAGCGGCAGUGGCAGCUGCUGCGGCGCGGCCGCUACGUGGAGUUCAACCUCAUCUACGACCGCGGCACCAAGUUCGGCCUGCACACGCCCGGCGCCAGAUACGAGUCCAUACUCAUGUCGCUGCCUUUGAAUGCUAAAUGGGAGUAUAUGCACGAGCCUAAGCCAAAUUCGCCAGAAGAAAAAUUAAUGAAAGUCUUAAAGGAGCCAAGGGACUGGCUGAAUAUAGAGGAAAUGAAGAGUAAAGCCGCA